This is a messenger RNA of Zygosaccharomyces rouxii, 1617 nucleotides long. RefSeq names its product Mtl1p (gene MTL1). The record is from RefSeq and is a predicted model, not a curated record. The transcript has a single exon. Lineage: Eukaryota; Fungi; Ascomycota; Saccharomycetes; Saccharomycetales; Saccharomycetaceae. The coding region runs from base 1 to 1617 and encodes 538 amino acids.
AUGAACCUCUCAGCACUCGUUAUAUUGCUGCUACUAUCGCUAACCGACAGAGUAUGGUCCCAAGGUGAAUUCGGUGGAUUUAACCCUAAUAAUAGCUCUUUGUCGUCAAACCAGCAACCAACAUCUACUGGUCCAUCGUCACCAACUCAAAGUUCCUCAAUCACAAGCACUGGCGGAAGUAGGAGCGAUCCUUUCAGUUCUGCAAGCAGUAGUGAUAGCCCGAGCGGUGUUACCAGUAGUACGCUGCCAAGUUCCGAUUCAAGUGACUCUAGCAGUGGUUCUUUGUCACAGACUUCUACACAACCAAGUGCGACGGGAACUUCUAGCUCAGCUCCUCAGAGUUCCAGCUCACCUGAAAGUUCCAAUUCAGUUUCGCAGAGUUCAAGUGGCUUUUCAAGUGGUUCUAGUUCAGGAAUAACAAGUUCAAGCUCAGGUUUUAGCACUUCAUCAAGUCCAAGCGGUUCAAGUUCAGUACCAAGAAGUUCAAGUUCCGGUUCUAGUACACCUUCGAGUUCUUCGGCAGUUUCUUCGAGUGGAACCAGCUCCUCCAGUGCGAGCGGAUCGAGUUCGUCUAGACCCAGUGGAUCGAGUUCCUCCAGUGCGAGCGGAUCGAGUUCUUCUAGACCAAGCGGAUCGAGUUCAUCCAGUGCAAGUACAUCCAGUUCAGCCCCUUCGAGCAGUAGUGCCAGCAGUUCAAGCUCUAGUGUCUCUAGUAGUACAAGUAACAGUGGGUCCAGUUCAAGUAGUAGUCGAUCGAGUAGUGGCAGUAGCUCCAGUAGCAGUAGUCAAUCUAGCAGUGCUAGCAGUGCUAGCAGUUCUAGUUCUCAGAGCUCAUCGUCUGCUUCUAGUUCCAGUUCAAUUUCACCAUCGUCGACAUCUUCGCUGCCCUCAAGCACUAGUAGCUCAUCAACCUCAUCGUCGUCGUCAUCAUCAUCAAGGUCAUCAUCACAAACUUCUUCCACACAAGCACCUUCCUCAAAAACUUCAGAGAGUAACCCCAAAAAACAUACCCUUACCAGUGUGGUCGAUGGUCAAACAAUUCUUUCCAAUUACUAUACUACUGUAACGCAGAAGGCGACAGGAAGCAGUGGUUUAAAUGCCCAAAAUAAAAGUCAUAGUGGUCUUUCUCAUAAAAACAGAAAUAUCGUUAUUGGCUGUUGUGUUGGUAUUGGUGUACCAUUGUUAGUUACGAUUGGUGUCCUCAUUUACAUGUUUUGCGUUAGAUCAAGAGAAACCGAUUUUAUUGAUUCAGAUGGUAAAGUCGUUACCGCAUAUCGUGCUAAUAUUUUGACAAAAUUAUGGUAUGCAAUGCUGGGUAAGGACAUCAGUAACAAAUAUGAAUCCAAUUCGCCAUUAGGUAAUAACGGUUCACCAAUUUUACAUGAUGAUGAUUUACGUUCGUUGAGUACGGCUAGUGAUGAGGACGAUUACCAUGGAAGUGAACUAAACGGUUAUGUUUCAAGUAAUUAUACUUCAAAUUUCAAUGAUACCCCUCAACGUUUGGACACUUCUUCGCUAGCAGAAGGAACUACACAAGCGCAUAACCCACAAAAUUUGACGUUACAGGAACGGUUUUAUGACGAACAUGGAAAUGAGAUAAACGCAAGAGGUUACUAA